Mercurialis annua (annual mercury) is the source of this 2027-nucleotide messenger RNA. RefSeq names its product probable xyloglucan galactosyltransferase GT14. Lineage: Eukaryota; Viridiplantae; Streptophyta; Magnoliopsida; Malpighiales; Euphorbiaceae. The coding region runs from base 201 to 1673 and encodes 490 amino acids. The record is from RefSeq and is a predicted model, not a curated record. Gene Ontology annotation, molecular function: glycosyltransferase activity. The transcript has a single exon.
UUAUAUUACACUAUUAUAAGUUUUCUUGAAAUGUCACAAAACCUUCCAUUAUUGUCUUUUCUUUGAGAUUUAUUCCAAUCUUUUACUAAAUUAUGUAAUCUCUUACUUUUCAACCAUUUUACUCUCCAUUAACAGCCACCAUUGUUGUUCUUUAUUAGGCCUGCAACAUUCAGACAGUAAACUAAAGUAUACUACACACAAUGUUAGAGACAGAAUCCACAAAACGGCAGAUGGAGAAGCCUGCUAUAGACUAUAAUAGAUCAGUCUGGUUUGUCGUUUUGAUCAUUCUGAUACCUUUUUUCUUCUUUUUUCUCUAUGCUUUUGAUUAUUUACCUUUAUUUACAAGUAUUGCUAAUCAAGAAUUCUACAAGAAAAAUUCUGAUGAAUCUUGUUCAGGUCGUUAUAUAUAUGUUCAUGAUCUUCCUCAGCGAUUCAACGAUGAUAUUCUUGAAAAUUGCAGUACUCUUUACAGAUUCUAUAACAUGUGUCCGUUUCUGAAAAACUCAGGUUUUGGCGUUCAGGUUGUCGGAAAUUAUCCUGACGGAGAGGAUUUAGGACAGAACUGGUUUGCAACUAAUCAGUUUUCUUUAGAGAUUAUAUUCCGUACUAGAAUGAAUUAUUAUGACUGUCUGACGGAUAAUUCUUCAUUAGCUUCAGCGAUUUUCGUACCGUAUUAUGGCGGACUUGACGUGGCUCGAUACCUGUGGGAUUAUAGUGCAGCAAGAGACUAUUUGGGUGUUGAUCUUGUAAAUUGGCUGGCUCAUAAACCUGAAUGGACUAAAAUGUGGGGUAGAGACCAUUUCUUUGUUUCCGGACGAGUUGCUUUUGAUUUUCAUCGGCAGAUCGACCAGGAUAGCGGUUGGGGAACCAAAUUUAUGUCGUUGCCUGAAUCUAUGAAUAUGACAAUGUUAUCUAUCGAAUCAACUGCGUGGAGUAAUGAAUUUGCGAUACCAUAUCCGACUCAUUUCCACCCGUCGAGUGAUAAUGAAGUGAUUGCAUGGCAAAACCGAAUGAGAAAACAGAAGCGGAACAACUUGUUUACUUUCGCAGGCGCUCCGCGGCCUUUUCGACAAGAUUCUAUCCGCGGACAGAUAAUUGAGCAAUGUUUAGCUUCUACAGGAUUAUGCAAGUUGCUCGAUUGUGGUUCCGGAAACAAGUGUGAUAAUCCUGUCGAGGUGAUUAAGGUAUUUCAGGAUUCUGUUUUCUGCCUGCAUCCUCCAGGGGAUACGUACACGAGACGAGCGGCUUUCGACUCGAUUAUAGCAGGAUGUAUUCCGGUUUUCUUCCAUCCGGGAUCGGCUUACGUGCAAUACGAAUGGUAUUUACCGAAUGACUAUUCUAAUUAUUCCGUGUUCAUACCGGAGAACUUGGUAAUGAAUGGAAGUGUGAGCAUUAAUGAGACUUUGAAUAAGGUUUCUAAUGAUGAAAUUAUGAAAAUGAGAGAAGAGGUUAUAAAGCUGAUACCAAAGAUUAUAUAUGCAAAUCCUAAGUCAAAAUUAGAGAAUUUUGAAGAUGCAUUUGAUAUAGCAAUUAAAGGAGUUCUUGAAAGAGUCGAAAAAGUGAGAAGUGAAAUUGAUGAGGGUAAGGAUCCUGCCAUUGGAUUUGCAGAACCAAAUUGGAAGCUAAGGGUUUCAAGAAUGGGUCUAAAACAAGAUUGGUCUCAUUUCUUCUGAAUUAUGUUGCAUGUAAGCAGAAACGUUGAUACAAGAAGACGCUAAAAUAGGAAACGACGAACCACAAUUUAUACAAUAAUAAGUUAUGAAUAUAAAGUUUCAAAGUAUUUACAAGUAUUUUUGGAAAUAGAAAUGUUGAAAUAUAAGACUCGACGAGUUUCCAUAUAAUAUAGUUUCUGAAAAGUAAUUUAGGGAUUAAAUGACCUUUUUUUCUUGUUCAUCAUUGUGUUUAUUGUUGUGGUUAAUGCGAGGGACUAAACAUUUGUAUAUAUGCAUAUCUUGUGUUUACAAGUCUCUAUAUGUUUGUAUAACUAGAUUUAAGAAAUGAUUAGGUGAUACAAGUUUUGCUGGAAA